AUGGCUGAUUACGAACAUGAUGGAGGAUAUGAUGGUGGAGAUGAUGAACCAGAAGAAGAGGAAUUCGAAGAAUACGUUGAAGAGGCAACAGAGACACAAUACACAGACAUAGUAGAUCCAAAUGCAACAGGUGAUUCUGGUGAGUCUGGAAGAGUACCACCGCACUUGAGAAAGACUACUAGAUACAUGACGAAAUACGAGAGAGCAAGACUUUUAGGUUCGAGAGCACUUCAAAUUAGUAUGAACGCUCCAAUCAUGGUUGAACUCGAAGGUGAAACAGAUCCACUACAGAUUGCAUGGAAAGAGUUGAGAGCUAAGAAGAUUCCUUUAAUUAUUAGAAGAUUUUUACCAAAUGGUGCAUACGAAGAUUGGUCUGUAGAUGAACUCGUUGUAGCUCAAUAA
Molecule: messenger RNA, 402 nt
Organism: Heterostelium album PN500
Lineage: Eukaryota; Evosea; Eumycetozoa; Acytosteliales; Acytosteliaceae
Gene: rpb6
Product: RpoK/RPB6 RNA polymerase subunit family protein
Exons: 3
Coding region: 1-402 (133 amino acids)
Biological process (GO): DNA-templated transcription
Cellular component (GO): RNA polymerase I complex; RNA polymerase II, core complex; nucleus
Molecular function (GO): DNA-directed RNA polymerase activity; DNA binding
Source: RefSeq, a predicted model, not a curated record